AUGGUAAUUCGAAAACCGCUCCCGGAGUCGGCGACUCCCGACCCGGCUGUGCCGCGCAAUGCGCUGUCCCCGCACCAGGCCCAAGACGAGGCGAUAUGGGAGGAUGGGAUGCAACAGCAAGAGGCGCGACGCCAAACCAACCCAAAUCUGGCGCCAGAUGAUGUACCGAACACUCUACGGCCCGGCUACGCCGACAAACUUUCCGACUUUGGGGGGGAUGACAAUAUCUGGGCCGAGGGCCUGCCUGCGCUAAAUACGGGUGACAUGAGCCAAGUACCGGUGGUACAAAGGCUAGGUGGCAGUCAUGGUGCGGAAGCAGCUCCGGUGCCCAGUGGAGAUUCCAAACCCGAGACGAAUCCGUUCAAGAGGAAGAUGUCGUUCAGCGCGUCUGGGGCCGGGCAGGGCAGGCCGGGAGCAUCGUCCAAUAUCCCGCCCGUCCCGUCUGUCCCGGUCGCGGACUUUUCCCAGCUAGGCGGGGACAAUGUAUGGGCAUCAGCUCGCCCAUCGCGCCAACCCACCCCCGGACUGGAAUCCGAUUCGCCAGCGCUCGUGUCUCUGCCUUCUGAGGGGGGUUCAGGCGUAUGGGGAGAGGAACCUAACAAACUGCCCCCCUCCGCACCGCCUGUACCCACAAUCGGCGACGGCCUUGGAAAUUCAUCCGCAUGGGGCGAUGUCAAGGCACCCGAUAAUGAAAAGGGCGCGCAGCCACCAGCAGUGCCGAAUAAAAGCGCCGCAGGGGCGGAUGAUUGGAACUUGAUCGAUAUGGAACCCAAUCCGGAACCCCUCUCGAGGCAGAGCACUUGGGAAAACUUCAGGGAUGAAGAUACCGCCGCUCAAACGGCUCCUGCGGCGGCUCCUGCGACGACUCCCGCGACGACUCCCGCGGCGGCCCCUGCGGCGGAACCAAAUACCGAAGUAGCGCAACAGGUGCCACCGGAACCAUCAGCAGAUCUCCCGCCCCCUCAACCCCCACGGCCUGUCGACAAAUCAGAGACGUAUCAAAUCAAGAACAUCUCCUGGCACGAUGCGACGGCCACCAACAACCCCAGGGUGUCACCAAUCGUCGUUCAGAACGCCAAUGGGCCGUGCCCGCUGGUUGCCCUUGUGAACGCCCUUACGCUGACUACCCCGGCGGAGAGGACGAACACGGCACUCGUUGAAACGCUGAGAUCACGGGAGCAGGUCAGCCUUGGUCUGCUUCUGGAUGCCGUCUUUGACGAGCUCAUGUCGGAAAGGCGCGCACAGCUUGACGUCCCUCUCCCGGACGUGACGGAGUUGUACGAUUUCCUCAAGGGGCUCCACACAGGCAUGAACGUCAAUCCGCGUUUUGUACCGGCUCCCGAGGUGGUUACGGCAUUCAAACGGACAUCACUUACACACCUGCACCCGACCGAGCGCACCGAUAUGAUCCCUGGCACCUUUGAACGUACCAGAGAGAUGAAUCUCUACUCGACCUUCUCUAUCCCGCUUAUCCAUGGCUGGCUUCCUCCCAAGGAGGACGCUGUAUGUGCGGCAUUCUCACGGCAGGCGGUGUCAUAUGAAGACACACAAAAUCUAUUAUUUCGGGAAGAGGAGCUCGACGAGAAGCUGUGUAGCCCCCAGGGCCUCACGCCCGAGGAGCAGCAGAUUUAUCAAGAUAUUCUGACCAUCAAGUCGUUCCUAAACACAUCGGCAACGCAACUCACCACCUCCGGGCUUAAUGUAAUCAAAACGGCGAUGAAACCCGGGUCCGUGGCCAUCUUGUUCCGCAACGAUCACUUCUCGACUUUGUAUCGACACCCACAAACCAUGGGGCUUUUCACCCUCGUCACGGAUGCUGGGUACGCUGGCCACGCCGAGGUGGUGUGGGAGUCCCUGGUCGACGUCAAUGGCGAGAGCGCCGAGUUCUUCUCGGGCGACUUCCGUCUCGUUGGUGGUAUCGCCGACCAGCCAACUCAUUCGGGGGAUACCGUGCCCGAUAAUUGGAUGGAUGCCGUGCCCGAUGAUAAUAACAACUGGACCACAGUCCAGCCCCGACGCGGCCGCACACAAACCGCGCGGCAAAGCGGCGCCGGCGAACCGCCCCGUUCGCCAAACAACGAGCAGGAGGACCGCGACCUUGCCCUCGCUCUCCAGCUCCAAGAAGAAGAAGACGAGCGCGCCCGCACCGACCAAGAGCGCCGACGCCGCGACCAUCUCCUCUCGGAACAAUUCAUCCAGCAAGAAGGCGGGCGCUCCAACGCCUCGCUCGCACAGGCUACAACACAAACAGUGCGCUCCCUCCUCCCACCGCGGAACGGGCCCACCCAACCCGCCACAACAACAACCACAACCACCGGCCCGGCCAGAAUGACGAACCGCCCCGCCGAAGACGGCCUCGACGACGCCCCGCCCAGCUACGAGCAGGCCGCCAAACAGCUGCCCUACGUCCCGCCCCAGGGCCACCCUAGCCACCCGGGCAGCCAUCCGGGCAGUACGGGGACGAGUCCGGCGCUCAGGCAGGGGCAGGGGCAGGCGGGCGGUUCGGCGCGGCCGCAGCAGCAGCAGCAGCAAUACCAAGGGAGUCCUGCUAUGGGCGGCGGGCGGAGUCCGGGUAUGGGUAUGGGUGGUGGUGGUGGUGGGGGGAUGAUGGGCUCUGGGAGGGGGAAUGGGUAUCCCGGUGGGAAUGGGGGUGUGCCGCCGGAGGAGAAGAGUUGCGUGGUUAUGUAG
Chaetomium fimeti is the source of this 2688-nucleotide messenger RNA. RefSeq lists its product as uncharacterized. NCBI's taxonomy places the organism in Eukaryota, Fungi, Ascomycota, Sordariomycetes, Sordariales, Chaetomiaceae. The transcript is spliced from 3 exons. Gene Ontology annotation, molecular function: cysteine-type deubiquitinase activity; K48-linked deubiquitinase activity; cysteine-type carboxypeptidase activity. The coding region runs from base 1 to 2688 and encodes 895 amino acids. Gene Ontology annotation, biological process: protein K48-linked deubiquitination. Gene Ontology annotation, cellular component: cell periphery; cytosol. The record is from RefSeq and is a predicted model, not a curated record.